Molecule: messenger RNA, 727 nt
Organism: Dimorphilus gyrociliatus
Lineage: Eukaryota; Metazoa; Annelida; Polychaeta; Dinophilidae
Source: the annotation of a GenBank genome assembly
UUCAAUAUAAACUGGUAAGUUUAAAAUGGAUGCUGAACUUAAAGAAGCUCUAAAUUUAUACCAUACUCUAUCCCAAGAAUGGAAUAAAAAGCCUCCAAAUCUUGAAAAAUGUGGAAAUUUUUUGGAAAUUGGAGCUCAAUAUGCAAUUGCUUGUAAAGAUGUUGAAGCUUUUGAAAGAUACAUGUCCCAACUGAAAACAUAUUAUUUCGACUACAAGGACAACCUUCAAGAAUCUUCCUUUAUGCACGAACUAUUGGGCUUGAAUCUGUUGCGAUUGUUAGCUCAAAAUAAGUUGGCAGACUUUCAUACCGAAAUGGAAUUAUUACCAAUCAAAUUAUUAUAUACAAACAUUUACAUUCGGCAUCCAGUAUCGAUAGAACAAUAUUUAAUGGAGGGAGCUUACAAUAAGGUCUUUCUGGCUAAAGGCAACGUUCCAGCAGAAAGCUACAUCUUUUUCAUGAACAUCUUGCUUAACACAAUUCGAGAUGAGAUAGCUUCUUGUUUGGAAAAGGCCUAUAAUAAAAUUGACUUUAGCGAAGCAGCUCGUAUGCUCUUCUUUGAAAGUGAAAAGCCUAUGACCAACUAUGCUGAGAAAAAGCAAUGGAUUAGAGAGGGCAAAUGCUUUGUUUUUAAGAAAGAGGAAAAGAAGAUGGACGACGUUAUCGCUUCAACCGAAAUGGCUGAAAAAGCUAUUGCCUACGCUAGAGAAUUGGAAAUUAUUGUUUAA